Diospyros lotus (date-plum) is the source of this 1315-nucleotide messenger RNA. RefSeq lists its product as uncharacterized. Bases 125 to 1255 code for a protein of 376 amino acids. The transcript is spliced from 7 exons. Gene Ontology annotation, molecular function: aspartate-semialdehyde dehydrogenase (NADP+) activity; NAD binding; protein dimerization activity. Gene Ontology annotation, biological process: L-threonine biosynthetic process. NCBI's taxonomy places the organism in Eukaryota, Viridiplantae, Streptophyta, Magnoliopsida, Ericales, Ebenaceae. The record is from RefSeq and is a predicted model, not a curated record.
CCCACAGCAUCGCUAAAACAGUGGCGCCAUCAGCCGCCGUCUCUCUCUGGACAAAUCCUCGAAACCAAACCAAAACCUUCUCUCCCCAACGUUCCUCUGACUCUUGACUUCCAUUUUUUCCACAAUGAAGGCUUCAACCAUUCCCAACAGCCACCGCUUCCUCCCCGGCGCUGCCGCCGCCUUCCGCCGCCUCCCCCUUCCCACCUUCACCACCGUCCGCAUGUCUCUCCGCGAAGACGCUCCGUCCCUCGCCGUCGUCGGCGUCACAGGCGCCGUCGGCCAGGAGUUCCUCUCCGUCCUCUCCGAUCGCUCCUUCCCUUACCGCUCCAUCAAAAUGCUCGCGUCCAAGCGCUCCGCCGGCAAACGCAUCACCUUCGAGGACCAAGACUACGUCGUAGAAGAGUUGACGGCGGAGAGCUUCCGCGGCGUCGACAUUGCGCUGUUCAGCGCGGGCGGCUCGAUCAGCAAGCAGUUCGGGCCGCUUGCGGUGGAGUCCGGAGCCAUUGUUGUGGAUAACAGCUCGGCUUUUCGGAUGGACCAGAAGGUGCCGCUAGUGAUUCCGGAGGUGAAUCCCGAGGCAAUGGCGCAUAUUAAGCUUGGUUCUGUAAAGGGGGCUUUGAUUGCGAACCCUAAUUGUUCGACUAUUAUUUGCUUGAUGGCUGCAACGCCUCUUCAUCGGCGUGCAAAGGUGUUGCGGAUGGUUGUUAGUACAUACCAGGCAGCUAGUGGUGCUGGUGCUGCUGCAAUGGAGGAGCUUGAACUGCAGACUCGUGAGGUCCUUGAUGGAAAGCAGCCAACUUGCAAAAUCUUUAAGCAACAGUACGCUUUUAAUCUCUUCUCACAUAAUGCACCUGUCAUGUCAAAUGGCUACAAUGAAGAAGAGAUGAAAUUAAUAAAAGAGACAAGAAAAAUCUGGAAUGACAUGAACGUCAAAGUAACUGCCACAUGCAUAAGAGUUCCAGUUAUGCGUGCGCAUGCAGAGAGUGUAAAUCUCCAAUUUGAGAAUCCCCUUGGCGAGGACACAGCAAGGGAUAUUCUGAAGAAUGCUCCUGGUGUAUUGGUCAUUGAUGACCGGGCGGCUAAUCACUUCCCUACCCCCUUGGAAGUGUCAAACAAAGAUGAUGUUGCAGUCGGCAGAAUACGCCGUGAUGUGUCCCAAGAAGGGAACUAUGGGCUGGACAUCUUUGUUUGUGGUGAUCAAAUAAGGAAGGGAGCUGCUCUCAAUGCUGUUCAGAUUGCAGAGAUGUUGCUGUAGAAUUCGGUAUGAGGUUUGAUUCCCCCAGCAUGUUGUGUGAAAAAGAAACAAUUUAUUUGG